GGGUACUGAUCUAGGAAAGUUAAUGAAAAUGGAGAGACUAUCAGAGGACAGGGUCCAGUAUCUGGUCUACCAAAUAUUGAGAGGACUCAAAUAUAUCCAUGCUGCUGGAAUCAUUCACAGGGAUCUCAAACCAGGCAAUCUGGCAAUAAAUGAGGAGUGUGAGCUUAAGAUCCUGGAUUUUGGUCUAGCUCGGCAAGCAGACAGUGAAAUGACGGGCUAUGUUGUGACACGUUGGUACAGAGCGCCUGAGGUCAUUCUUAGCUGGAUGCAUUACACACAGACUG
Messenger RNA from Sinocyclocheilus anshuiensis, 284 nucleotides. Its product is annotated as mitogen-activated protein kinase 12-like. Gene Ontology annotation, molecular function: ATP binding; protein kinase activity. The transcript has 4 exons. The record is from RefSeq and is a predicted model, not a curated record. The annotation marks the transcript as partial. Lineage: Eukaryota; Metazoa; Chordata; Actinopteri; Cypriniformes; Cyprinidae. Gene Ontology annotation, biological process: protein phosphorylation.